CGACAAGCAGGUUACCACAAGGUUUGGCGUCACAACGCAUCGUCCGUGCCCACUCUGCCAACUACAAGUCCAAAUCCACUAAACGAAUCACAUCAAAAAGUUCACCAGGAUAUGCCCUACAAGUCAGGUUUUGCCCUAAACAGUUCAAAUGCCACCAAUCCAAAGAACACGAAGCACGUCAUCAAGGAGAAGGGGACUUCGAGUGCCACCUUUGCGACAAGAAAUUUGCUCUCCAGUCGUCUCUGGCUCGGCACGUUCGCUACCACAAAGGAGAACGACCAUUCUGCUGCCACCACUGUGGUAAAAGCUUUAAAUCUAAACCCCAUCUUCAGCGCCACAUUACCUGUCUCCACCUGAAGGAGAAACGGGUAGUAUGUGAGGUGUGUGGUGCUGCUCACCACAACAACUGGAACUUGAAAAUACACAUGAAGACUCACCAAGUGAGUGAUCACAACAGAGAACACAUCUGUUUGAUGGUUCAUAUUCGUAAGGUACACACCGUCACUGUGGUCCAGUCGUCUAAAACUGCAGAUGUGGAAGUCCAAACGCCAGAGAGCUCGGGGAAGCAGCUUACCUCGAUAUUUGAAGAACCAGCGAGGAAAACCAAAGACGAGUUGGCCCACCAGGAGGACACUGAGGGUUCACUCAUAGUCAUCGGGGAGGUCCUGUCAUCUACACCUCCCCAGAUGACGGAACAUCGCACCAUAGUUAUCGAUGGAGGUUCCCAAGAUAACUUGCAACAGCUACCUGAAGGCUUUGCUUACAAUGACUUUACUGAAGACUCGUCCAUGCAUACUUUGGAAUUGUACUCUUGUGACGCCUGUUUCAUGGUCUUCCAGUCAGAAGGAGAGUUGCUACAGCACAAUUGUACUCAUACAUUCACCACUAGUUACUAGCGUUCCUCUCUUGUCUACCAGCUCACGAGCAAAUAAUGAGUACGGUUAUAACAGGGCAGACUAUACAUAGUAAUCAUAUUGUAUAUUAUAUAAUAAAUUAAAUAUUUACCGAA
Messenger RNA from Cherax quadricarinatus, 1009 nucleotides. NCBI's taxonomy places the organism in Eukaryota, Metazoa, Arthropoda, Malacostraca, Decapoda, Parastacidae. The record is from RefSeq and is a predicted model, not a curated record.